GCAGGCGGCCGCUGGGAGGCGAGGGUGGGGGCCCUUUAAGCGCCCACCACCGCGGGGUGCUGGAGGGGGGCUGGGAGGGGAGGGAACUCCUGGAGGGUCUUACGCCGGCCCGCGCGAGACGCAGCCGCCGAGAGACGACACGGAGCGGGCGGCCUCGGCUGGAGUCGUGGAGCCGAGCGCCGCGGGUGGCGAGGACCGAGCGCUGCUCCCCGCGGGGGCGCACGGCCACAGGACCGAGAGGGGGGCGCCUCCCCCCUCAAAAAAACCGGUGUGUGUGUGGUGGGGGCUUCCUCGCGGCCUCCGCCCAGGCUGCAAAGAGGCUGUUCUCAGCCUCUGCUCGGCUCCUUCCUUGUGGGAGGGCGGGAGGGAAAGAGGGAGGAGAGUAGGGGGGAGGAGGGAGCGGGAGGGAGAGCGGGGGGCUCUACGCCAACCGCCCGCGGACCCGGCCGCUCCUCGGGGAGGACGGGCGGGCGGGGGAGGGCGCGCCGAGGCUCGCUCCGGAGAAGCGGCCGCCGAUGACGGCAGAGGUGCAGCCAGCCCCGCGCGCGCAGCCCCCUCCCCCUCGGCCCCCUCCCCCUCCCCCUCCCCCUCCCCUUCCUCCUCCUCCUCCUCCUCCUCCCGGCUCGUCGGCCGCGCAGAGCAGCAGCGGCAGCGGCGGCGGCGGCAGCAGCCACCCGAUGUCUUCGGCGCCCGAGAAGCAGCAGCCACCGCACGGCGGCGGCGGCGGCGGCGGCGGCGGCGGCGGGGGAGGCGGCGCGGCCAUGGACCCCGCGUCGUCCGGCCCGUCCAAGGCCAAGAAGACGAACGCCGGCAUCCGGCGCCCGGAGAAGCCGCCCUACUCGUACAUCGCGCUCAUCGUCAUGGCCAUCCAGAGCUCGCCCACCAAGCGCCUGACGCUCAGCGAGAUCUACCAGUUCCUGCAGAGCCGCUUCCCCUUCUUUCGCGGCUCCUACCAGGGCUGGAAGAACUCCGUGCGCCACAACCUCUCGCUCAACGAGUGCUUCAUCAAGCUGCCCAAGGGCCUCGGGCGGCCGGGCAAGGGCCACUACUGGACCAUCGACCCGGCCAGCGAGUUCAUGUUUGAGGAGGGCUCCUUUCGGCGGCGGCCGCGCGGCUUCCGAAGGAAAUGCCAGGCGCUCAAGCCCAUGUACAGCAUGAUGAACGGGCUCGGCUUCAACCACCUCCCGGACACCUACAGCUUCCAGGGCUCUGCCGGCGGCCUCUCGUGCCCGCCCAACAGCCUGGCGCUGGAGGGAGGUCUGGGCAUGAUGAACGGCCAUUUGCCGGGCAACGUGGACGGCAUGGCUUUGCCCAGCCACUCGGUGCCCCACCUGCCCGCCAACGGCGGCCACUCGUACAUGGGCAGCUGCGGAGGCACAGCGGCCGGAGAGUACCCGCACCACGACGGCUCAGUGCCCGCCUCUCCGCUGCUGCCCGCGGCGGCAGGCGGGGUCAUGGAGCCCCACGCCGUCUACUCCGGCUCCGCGGCCGCCUGGCCUCCCUCUGCCUCGGCGGCUCUCAACAGCAGCGCCUCCUACAUCAAGCAGCAGCCCCUGUCCCCCUGCAACCCCACGGCCAACCCCCUGUCCGGCAGCCUCUCCACGCACUCCCUGGACCAGCCGUAUCUGCACCAGAACAGUCACAACACCCCUGCUGAGCUGCAAGGCAUCCCGCGGUAUCACUCGCAGUCGCCCAGCAUGUGUGACCGAAAGGAGUUCGUCUUCUCUUUCAACACCAUGGCAUCCUCGUCCAUGCACUCGGCCGGCGGCGGCUCCUACUACCACCAGCAGGUCACCUACCAAGACAUCAAGCCCUGUGUCAUGUGAGGCCACAGCUCCGGGGCCCCUCCGGGCAGGGGCCAGCCGGGCGCAGGGACUUUGGAACCCGUCACCAGAAACUGCUUUAUUUUUUAUUUUUUUGAGGUAUAACCGUCAGCAGAAGAAAAGGGCUUGACCCCUCCCCAACCGGAUUAUUGGGAAAGGGAUCCCGUGAGGCAAAGACUGAGCGAGGUCGGCACCUCCCCCCACCACCACUCCCUCAGCAUUUUUUUUUUAAUGGUGAUGGCGGGGGCCUGAUCUGACUGCAGCUGUUGAUAAAUAAGUAUCUAUUUUUGAUCCGACUGAAACCGGCUGAGAAGGUGCUGUGUUGGGGAAGAAUUCUCAACAUCUGAACACGCAUUUCUGCUACGGUCUCUCCCCCUCUCCCCCUCCAACGGCAAAUGUCGGGGAAGGUUUUUAGGAGAAAGGCAAACGUGUGAAACCGUCAUUAUCAAAUACUUUUAUUUUUUGGUUGAGUAUUUAUCGUUUUAUUUUUAAUUUUUUUGGAAAGAAUGUCUUGGAAUGCGCGUCUCCUUUUUAGAGCCGUCUUUUGUAGGGAAAGGAGGGGGCGACAAGAAGUCGCCCUCUCCCUCCCCACCUCAGAAGUCCUCCCGUCAGCCACAGGUGGAUCCUUGUGCGAGUAACUUGCAUUUCUGAAGCCACUGCUCAUCUUAGGAAAGAAACCAGGAGCCCAGAAGCAGGCGGCUCUCCCGGCCUCUGCCACCGUCCUCCUCCGCCUUCCUCUCCUUCCUUCUCUUCAGGCUUUUUUGGUUUGGUUUCGAACUUUGUUUUGACUUGUUUGGUGGGUGUUUUUUCUCCCGAGACCCAGCUGUCUCCGAUCUCUACUGUAAACCUUCUGGUGGGAGCGUGAGGCAGGCAGGGCGCCGUGGGGACGGGGAAGGCCCGCAGAGCGCCUGAGUCAGGAUUGCGGUGACGCAGAAAGGUUAAGGCACUUUUUAAAAAAAACGAUAGCAAGGCUCAUCCUGUUAUUUAUUCUACUUUCUUUCCCUAAUAAUCGAAACACCGCAUAGGCUCCUCCGUUUAUCAGUAUUAAUGGUGUAACUUUGUUGGCAAUAUUUGCCGCGUAGAAUUUUUUUUUAGAUAUCCAUUGUAAAUUUGAAACUAAGUCUGAUCUGUGUAAAGACAAAUUUCCAUAUGUUUUAUAUAAAUAUAUAUAUAUAUAAAAUGAAGGACUUCCCCCCCUUUUUUUUAGUAUUUUGGCUGCUGGGGUGCAGCGUUUGUGACACGUAUUUUAAAUUUCCUUCUGCACUGUAUAAAAAUGACAAUUUGAGGAUGUUUUUGCCUUUUGUGUAUUUUUUCCUAAAAAAGAACAAAAUAAAAAUGUAUAACAUUUGUAUAUGGCCUUAUAUUGUAUCAACUAGAAAUAAAAUUGCAUGAGUAUUUUA
This is a messenger RNA of Bubalus bubalis (water buffalo), 3223 nucleotides long. It is a transcript of the gene FOXF1, whose product is annotated as forkhead box F1. NCBI's taxonomy places the organism in Eukaryota, Metazoa, Chordata, Mammalia, Artiodactyla, Bovidae. Gene Ontology annotation, biological process: regulation of transcription by RNA polymerase II; animal organ morphogenesis. Bases 516 to 1826 code for a protein of 436 amino acids. The transcript is spliced from 2 exons. Gene Ontology annotation, cellular component: nucleus. Gene Ontology annotation, molecular function: RNA polymerase II cis-regulatory region sequence-specific DNA binding; DNA-binding transcription factor activity, RNA polymerase II-specific. The record is from RefSeq and is a predicted model, not a curated record.